AUGCAUCUCCAUCUCUCAACACUCGGGCUCUUGUCCCUGAUCUCACACGCCCUCGCACAAGGCGCCGUAGGGGGAGUAGGGGCCAUCCCCGCCCCGACGCCCGUGGCAUCUCAAUAUCCCACCAUCACAACCGCUCUUUCACUAGUCACGAUCAACGGGGUUACAAGCGCGCAGGAAAUCGUCUACACGAUACCGUUCGCGACAACGGCUCUAGGGACGUGGGAAUUGGGCCCUACGCCACGCGCGGGAAGCAUUGGCUUGGGCGAUAUUGCGGGCAAGAUUGGUGUGGUGAAGUCGAAAAGGGGUGCGGUAGAGACUGCUGUCUCAUAA
Venustampulla echinocandica is the source of this 330-nucleotide messenger RNA. RefSeq lists its product as uncharacterized. Gene Ontology annotation, biological process: fungal-type cell wall organization. The record is from RefSeq and is a predicted model, not a curated record. NCBI's taxonomy places the organism in Eukaryota, Fungi, Ascomycota, Leotiomycetes, Helotiales, Pleuroascaceae. The transcript has a single exon. The coding region runs from base 1 to 330 and encodes 109 amino acids.